UGUCACGUGACCGGCGGGCAGGUACCCCGGUCGGGAUGCAUUUGGACUUCUGCAGUCUGCUCGGAGGCAGCGGAUGGAAUUCGACGUGGCCGACCCAGAGCAGAUACUGUGCAGGAUUUAAUCAAUGAAGGAGAGCAUUCCUCCAGCAGGAUUCGCUGUAACAUCUGUAAUAGGGUGUUUCCGCGGGAGAAGUCACUCCAGGCUCACAAGAGGACUCACACAGGUGAGAGGCCCUAUCUGUGUGACUAUCCGGACUGUGGAAAAGCCUUUGUUCAGAGUGGACAGCUCAAAACACAUCAGCGUCUCCAUACCGGAGAGAAGCCUUUUGUUUGUUCAGAAAAUGGCUGCCUGAGCAGAUUCACUCAUGCAAACCGCCACUGUCCUAAGCACCCUUAUGCCAGACUGAGGAGAGAGGAGCCAACAGAUGCACUCAGCAAGCACCAGGCUGCGGACAACAAGGCUGCUGCUGAGUGGCUGGCAAAGUACUGGGAGAUGCGGGAGCAGCGUGCCCCAACCCUGAAGGGCAAGCUGGCGCCCAAGGCGGACCAGGAGCAGCGUGACCCGCUGGAGUGCCUGCAGUCGGAUGGUGAGGACGAUGAGAAGAGUGUCGCUCAGCAGCGGCUGCAGGAGCAGCGUGAGCGGCUGCAUGGGGCACUGGCACUCAUCGAGCUGGCCAACCUGACUGGUGCACCACUGCGCCAGUAGCUGAUGCCAGGCAGAAGCUAAGCACCUUACUUGCUUAUCCUAGGCUGCUAUUCUGUAGAAUUUAUGAAGAAUGUCAUUACCUCAGAAACUGGGGUGAGAGAGAAUUGCACUUUUUUAUAUGGAAAUGGAUUGGAUGUAAAGUUUAAAAUUAUUUUGUAAAUAUGGACUGUACCAUACAGGGUAGAAAACUACAUAUUGUGGGAAGCUAGAUUUUGCAAGUUUAAUGCAUUCAUUGGAAGCAGUUCUCACAGGAAGCACUUUCUGAAUAAGACACUUGUGUGAAAAAACAGAAAAUGGUACAAAGAGCCAAAGAAGAUUGACAUAGAUUAUUUAUAAGAUCAUUUUUUAACAAUGUAUAUUAGUGUGUUUUAACAAUACUGUAAACACUGAAGCAAGACAGUAUAAAAUGUGUUUGUAAGAUAUGUAUUUUUAAAUUGCAUAAUAGCAUGCCCAAUAAGGCUAGAGAAAUGAGAAGCUAUUUGGGAAAAUGUUCUAAGCUAAGGACUUGGAAGAAAAUAUAUAUUUGAGGAUCUUGGUAAGAUAAUACAAUAGUUCAGGAUUUUGAAAAUUGGAGAAAAAUCAGUCUUAUUCUACCCCACUAUAAUGUUUCAGUUUGAAAAGCACUUGUCAUCCCUUGCAUGUUAAUUUGGGAACUUUUGCACAUUUCACAUUUCUCAUUCGCUGAAAAUUGAGUGAUUAAUCUUGCAAAGUCUAGGUAACAUAGGACUUGGUGUUUUUUAUAUAUGUGAUAGGCCCUGUAAUGAGAUUUGGCACUUGGAUUUUUAUUAAUAAAAGGGACAUCUACAGGGUUGUUUUGUAGUGAAAUGUUUUAGCUCUUUGUUAGCAAACACUAAAUUUUAAUUGUACUGCUUAUUUAGAAUGAUUAGCAAACAGAAGCCUCCAUAUUUAUAUUUUCAGUGCAUAAAGCCAUCUUCUGCUUUACUUCAGGAUAACAUGCCAAGCUAUUUUGUGUUCACUAAAUUUAGCUAUCAGUUAAACACAGAAGAAAAUAAUAGCUACUCAAAUAUGUAGAUUUCUGGGAUAGUUUUAACUGCAAGUGUAUUAACUUGUGUGAUGGUUUAAAACCAUUUUUUUUUUCAAAUAGAUGAAGUUAAUAAACACCACUUUAUAUGUACUGAAGUGUAACAGAAAUAUCAAAAACGGAGCAGGCCACCUCCUUUUUAUAAGCAAAAACCUCUAUCACGUGAGCUUUUGUUGUAAGCUGAAUGAAAAGGACAUGCAUACCAUGGUAAUUUAUAGAUUGCUUAAUUGGAGUAAAUCUCCAAUUUAGAGGGAAAUAUGGGCUCCUCCACUCCUUUUUUCUUCGAGUUGAAGUGAUACCCUCCACAUGUAGUUUAUAUGUUACCUGGAAUGUAGGCUUCUUACCCAAAAGUCCUGAAUUGUGGCAGUACACAGGUAAUUUCAGAUGAGUAGCCCUGGGGAAGAGGAGCCAUGUAAAUGUCUUGAAGAGAAGCGGAAAGUGUGAAAAAAGAUAUGACAGAAAUAAUGUGUAUGAUGAGGACAUACUUUAAAAAUACAAUUCCUCUGUACAGUAAAUUACAGAUCUUUAGGGAAUUUUUGUAAUAAGAAAAUUUAUAUUUGUAAUGGUCUAAGAAUUCUGUUUGUAAUUUGGUAUAUAGAGUUUUAACUUGGAGCACUUAUAAAGCAUGGUAACAGACCAUAGCAUCUGAAUUUUCCUGGUUUAGGUUUCAACAUUUAAUCUAGAAUUUUUCCUGUCAAGUAUAAUUUAUAUGAACUGAAAAGCAAUACUCGGUUAGUCUUGGGAAAUUAAAAAUCUGAUAGACAUCUAAAGAAGGAAGGGCAAUAAAAACUUUAAAAGCAUAGAUAUUUGUCAGUUCAUAGAUAAAAAUCUAAGGACUUCAAAAAACAAGGAUUUUUGUUUGUUUCUCCAGUCAGCUUUUGUAAACCAUAAUAGUUAUAUUCACAAAUAUUUUUUACUUGUAUAAUUGGAACAGUUUAAGAAAUUAUUACAAAGAAAUUCUUUACAAACAUUUAAAAGUUUCUCUUGAUAUAAGCUAUAUUGGUGUCUAAAAUUUGAGGUGUGUUAAGACUGCUUUUUGUUUUAAAAAUGUGGUUUACAUUCAAAUUUUUGAAGUGUUUUGUGCUUCAUACGGCUAAGUUGUA
This is a messenger RNA of Fukomys damarensis (Damara mole-rat), 2850 nucleotides long. It is a transcript of the gene Znf367, whose product is annotated as zinc finger protein 367. Gene Ontology annotation, biological process: homophilic cell-cell adhesion. The annotation marks the transcript as partial. The transcript has 5 exons. The record is from RefSeq and is a predicted model, not a curated record. NCBI's taxonomy places the organism in Eukaryota, Metazoa, Chordata, Mammalia, Rodentia, Bathyergidae. Gene Ontology annotation, molecular function: ionotropic glutamate receptor binding. Gene Ontology annotation, cellular component: cell-cell junction.